Molecule: messenger RNA, 216 nt
Organism: Prunus armeniaca (apricot)
Lineage: Eukaryota; Viridiplantae; Streptophyta; Magnoliopsida; Rosales; Rosaceae
Source: the annotation of a GenBank genome assembly
AUGAGCUUGCUAAAUUACCUCCUUAGAGCAGCUCCAGCGCUGCUAUCAAACUGGGCAAAAGGCCCCCCUGGCAAGCCCAAUGCAACUCCAGCGCACCACUUGCAGCCCGGGCAAGCCCUAGGUCCCACUAGCCCGGGCAAGCCCAGUGGCAGAUUUUGCCUAGGCUUCAGCCUGAGGGCGCUGACGUCAGCGCUAGUGUUAUGCCGACGUCAGUGA